Molecule: messenger RNA, 1377 nt
Organism: Baudoinia panamericana UAMH 10762
Lineage: Eukaryota; Fungi; Ascomycota; Dothideomycetes; Mycosphaerellales; Teratosphaeriaceae
Exons: 1
Coding region: 67-1377 (436 amino acids)
Source: RefSeq, a predicted model, not a curated record
CUCUUCUGCAAAGCACUGUGCCACUCGCAUACAUGCAUUCGUAACUCUUCCAUAUCCACCUCGAAUAUGCACCAACUCCCCCGUGCCCUCCGACUCCGGCAACAGCCCACCCUCCUUCACAACACCCUCCGCCAUCGUAACUUCAGCAAAACGACACGACGGCGGCAACCCCAACUCCUCUACAAGCCCUCCGGCGAACCCGUCCGCUACCAAGCCGUCCGCUUUCAACCCGGACCUUUCUUCACAUGGCGCCGCGCAGCCACCAUCGGCGUGUAUAGCGGCAUAGCCUACGCCUACCUCAACCUCAUCUUCCGCUACCUCGAUGUCGAGAUCGAAUACCUCGAUGAUGACGAAGCCGAGCAAGAUGAUGCGCCGAGAGAAGGACACGAGGUUGCGGCGGAAGAAGAGGAAGGGCCAUUCUACGCGGAAGAAGGCAGUACCUUCAUACCCUUGACGUGGGCUACUCAGAUGCCGCGAACAUUCUACAAGGGUAGCGAUGCGGAGUGGCAAGAGUUUGUGAAAGUCGCAAAGGACAAACCGCGGCAAAAGCGUAUACAGGAUGAACUUGUCCAGGUUGUGUUCACGGGUUCCACGCAGCAUCCUCUCAUAGCACGCCAAGUCGGUCCAGAAGCGAAGAUAGGCAAGUAUUGGCUCGACAUUUCCUUUCCAGACGGCCCUCCGCAGGAAUACGAGCGCAGUGGGUUGGAGCUUGGCGAAGGAUUCGUGGCAUGGAGUCGGCAGAAAGUCAGUGCUGAGAACCAGUGGCGGAUGAUGCGGGCUCUGUGGCCUCGAGCGGCAUUCGAGAGUCUGUGGAUGACGGGGAAGGUGUUGGUGGGGAUACAGUAUAGGAGGGCGAAGCAGGCUUUAGGAUGGGAGGGCAAGGAUCCCUUAAGUCCGGAAGAGAGGUACAGACAGGCGAUGGAGAUGAUGCAGAAGCAGCGCGCAGUGGGAGGGGAGAGGAAGGAGGUGGGUGGGACGCAGAGUGCGCCCGAUGGCACGCCGGUGGUGACGAGUGGAGGUGAGGCGCCUUUACUGCCCUCUUCCUCGCCGAGUAAGGUUGGGAAUGCGAAUGACAAAAGGCUGCCUUGGAUGGUCAAUGUGCCGAUGCCUUCGAACAGUGGCUCGCCCGGCACGGACAUACCUAUCGCCAUGCACGUGUUCUCCCAUACACUCUCGAAACAGUGGAACCCGAAGAAGAUGGAGCCGCCUCGAGGCACGUUCGUCGUGCAAGGUUUGGUGGAGGUGAGAGGGAAGAAAGGCAGGAUGUUGUUCGACGUGCAGAGCUGUUAUGAUCCUAAGGCGGGCAAGUACGUGGCGGUUAAUGCUGCGGUAAGGAAUUACAAGAGGUGGAAUCAGGCUCCGAAAGGAGGACCAUGA